Molecule: messenger RNA, 1386 nt
Organism: Alosa sapidissima (American shad)
Lineage: Eukaryota; Metazoa; Chordata; Actinopteri; Clupeiformes; Clupeidae
Product: butyrophilin subfamily 1 member A1-like
Exons: 6
Coding region: 151-933 (260 amino acids)
Source: RefSeq, a predicted model, not a curated record
UUGGUUUUAACAGACCAAAAAGACACAUCACAUACCUCUUGUCGCCUGGUAACGUAAAGAUUCUCUGUUCUAGAAUCUUUGAUUUCGAGUUUGAAUCAACUAGUCAGUCAAGUUGAGAGGAAUAUCAAACGUGCUGCUCUUUCAAGAGCGAUGACAGCAAUGGCUCAUUUUCUACCCACAUCGUUGGCGGCCUUUUUCGUGAUUGUGCUGGUCCACUUUUGCAGAGAGUGUCACGCAGCAGUGGAACUUCGUCUGGCGGGCCAACACCUGGAGGUCGUGGACAGUCAGGAUGUGGAGGACAACUCUGUGAACUUCCGUCUGGUGGGCUCCGAGCAGCCCGUGGAGGUGUUGGUCGGCCAUGACGUGGUGCUUCCGUGUUCCGUGCAUCCCCACGUCAGCGCCGUAGACUUCAACGUGGACUGGAUGACCCACACCUACAACGAGCCCACCAACAAGGUCCACACCUACAGGAACGGCAGGGACGAGAACCAGAACCAGAUCGAGGCCUACCGGCACCGGACCGCGCUGUUCCGGGACGAGCUGCGGAACGGCAACCUGUCCCUGAAGCUCAGCGCCGCACGCGUGAUGGACACCAGGUCCUACUUCUGCAUCACGCAGUCCGGGAGUAGACAUCGCUACGCUGUUAUUCCACUUACCGUGCGAGCCAAAGGGUCCAAACCCAACAUCACCAUUGAGGCCUGUGAAGGUGACAGCUGCAAGUUGGUCUGCGAGUCGAUUGGCUGGAGCCCCAAGCCUGCUGUUGAUUGGCUGGAUGAGAAGAGGAUCAGGCUGACCACCGACGCGGCCACGUCCAAGUGGGACCCAGUGGGCGGGACCAGCGUGCGCCGGAGCAUCGUCGUGAAGACCAACGCGGCCUACGUCUGCAGGGUGUCUUACAAAGACCACGUGGAGCAGGCCGAGAUUCACAUCUGAGGUGAUGGUUUCCAUACACAUCGGACCAUGGCAGACCUCUACAUCAUGCCGAUCUCUUAUAGGUCUGUUUGUUUAGCUCUUCUGGUUCCAGUAUUUAUUUUAGUUCUGUUUGUUUAGCUCCUCUGGUUCCAGUGUUUAUUUUAGUUCUGUUUGUUUAGUUCAUGUGGUUCUGAUAUUUGUUUUAGUUCCCUUUGUUUAGAUUCUUCGGUUCCCUCACCUCGAGUGUUGGGUAUUCUAUUUACUCAGACGUGUCAGCAAAACACUGGUGAAGUAGUAAUGUAUUUAAAUCAGAUGGACGGUAUCAUAAAGACCUUGAGUAAAAACACUGGUGAAGUAGUAAUGUAUUUAAAUCAGAUGGACGGUAUCAUAAAGACCUUGAGUAAAAACACUGGUGAAGUAGUAUUUUGUAUUUAAAUCAGAUGGACUGUAUAAUAAAGACCUUGAGUAAAGUAA